Sodiomyces alkalinus F11 is the source of this 585-nucleotide messenger RNA. RefSeq lists its product as hypothetical. Bases 1 to 585 code for a protein of 194 amino acids. The record is from RefSeq and is a predicted model, not a curated record. NCBI's taxonomy places the organism in Eukaryota, Fungi, Ascomycota, Sordariomycetes, Glomerellales, Plectosphaerellaceae. The transcript is spliced from 2 exons.
AUGCACUUCUCCCAGGCCUUGGUAGCCUUUUUCGCGGCCGCGGCAUGUGCCUCGCCUGUGAAGUCCAGGGACGAUGAUGCCUGCAAGAAUAACUUCGGUCCCUUUGGCAUCAUGGCCCUCCGAUCCGCCAGCCCCAUCCAUUUCGCCCAAGGCAGCGCAGCCAGGAACAGCCUGUUCCUGAACCUCCCCGAGCAAAACGCCACCUGCACCGACGGGCCCGCCCCCAGCGGUGCCAUUUUCACCCUCAUCGAUGGCAAUCUGUACCUCUACGCCGAGCCCGAGCCGUAUCAGCAGAUCUUCGUUGACCGUUCCGGAAUGGGCCAGGGCAUAGUAGGCUACACAACCGGCGAUCAACCCCUGCCGCGCAACGCCGAGCGGGAAGGCUGGGAGCUCGAUGCCAACAACAACCUCUCCUUCAAGGGCACCGGGCUUCUCGCUUGCCCGAAUAGCAUUGAUGGCGCCUGGAGGAUCUGGCUUUCCGUGGGCAUUGGCAAGCCCGCCGGCCAGGAGGGGUGCCUCGGAUUCUCCCCGCGUGCUAUUGAGCUCACUGAACCCCAGAGCUGCGAGUACACGUACAUGCAGUGA